CUAUGUGCUUACUUUGAUUGUUCUUGUUGCCGGAAAGUCUGGAUCUGAUGGCCUCAUCACGGACGCAGACGUCGCGGCAUGCCCUGCCGUCCAAGAAUUAUCGGCAGUGAAGCAUGAGCUUGCAAGUACAGAAUCACCCAUCAUGCGACAAGUCUUCGCCUGGCUCUUUCCUUUUGGACCUGGAUGGAACUCUGUGCUUGGUACCUUCUACAUCAGCUCGGUCCCUAAUUUUAUUCUCGCGUUCAUCCCUGCUCAAAUCAACCGCAACACCUUGAACACCAUGACGGCUUUCGCGACUGGUGGACUCCUCUCCGACGUCUUCCUCCAUUUGGUGCCACACUCCUUCAUGGGCGAACAUCAGGACAACUCCGCCCAUUUCGUCAUGGUAGAGGAAAAGCGGAACAUCCUUGUCGGUCUAGGCAUAUUCGGAGGCUUUGCGGCCUUCUUCGUCAUGGAGAAGACUUUACGUGUUCUCGGCGGAGGAGGAGAGGACGGCCAUUCGCACUCGAACUCGCAUUCUCACAGCCAUACGGAGGAAAAGCAGGGUGGUGGCGAGACCGAGGGGACUGCGACGGGUGUGGCGGCUAAAUCUACGAACGGCCUGCGGGAGCGCAAAAAAGUCGGCGGAGAAGACCAUCAGGGCGAGGAAGAGGAGAAACACGCCCAGGUGUCUAAGUUAUCUGCGUAUUUGAAUUUAUUUGGUGAUUUUUGCCAUAAUAUUACGGACGGUCUCGCCAUGGCUGCGUCAUUCUACUCGAGCCCGCUCAUCGGCGCUACGACGACCCUCGCCUGCUUCGCGCACGAGAUCCCACACGAGAUCGCGGACUACAGCAUCCUCAUCCGGAGCGGGUUCACGAAGAGAGAGGCGAUGCAGUCGCAGUUCUUGACUGCCGUUGGGGCGUUCGUCGGGACGUUCAUGGGCAUCGCGAUCCACAACGUGUCGACGGGGCACGAGAGCGCGGCCGGCUCGAAUGAUCUCGUCGCGGCGCUGAGACAGAGGGCGAGUGGGAUAUUGGGGACGUCGGUGCGGUUUGCGGAUUUGGUGAGUCGCUUGCUUACUAUACCGUUCGUAGCGGGCGGGUUCAUGUACAUCGGCGCUGUCGCAGUCUUACCCACACUGUUGGAAGAAAGCAAGAGCGGGAAACAGGCGCUUCGGGAGUUUGGUGCGAUGGCGUUCGGAGUGCUAUGUAUGUUCCUAGUGGCCUGGAACGAAUAGAAUAGAGGGAGUAAGUUGGAUUGGGUGGGCGCAGUGCGGUGGAUGGGGAUGGGGAUUUUGACAUGUGCAAACGGGGAGGUAGGGGUGUGUGAGUCGAGUUUGUUACGGCGCAGGGAGAGUGGGACGGGGGCUUUUAGUACUAUGUAGUACUACAAUUGUU
This is a messenger RNA of Stereum hirsutum FP-91666 SS1, 1376 nucleotides long. Its product is annotated as Zinc/iron permease. Bases 143 to 1216 code for a protein of 357 amino acids. Lineage: Eukaryota; Fungi; Basidiomycota; Agaricomycetes; Russulales; Stereaceae. Gene Ontology annotation, biological process: intracellular zinc ion homeostasis; zinc ion transmembrane transport. Gene Ontology annotation, molecular function: zinc ion transmembrane transporter activity. The transcript has 14 exons. The record is from RefSeq and is a predicted model, not a curated record. Gene Ontology annotation, cellular component: membrane.